Erythranthe guttata (spotted monkey flower) is the source of this 1372-nucleotide messenger RNA. The record is from RefSeq and is a predicted model, not a curated record. NCBI's taxonomy places the organism in Eukaryota, Viridiplantae, Streptophyta, Magnoliopsida, Lamiales, Phrymaceae.
ACAUAAAAAAGGAAAAUAAAGAAGUGCCAUUAACCCACCACCAGUUUCGCCCACGAACAAGCCCACAUUUCAGUUGUCUUCACCCACUUCUUCUUCUUCACCGUCGUUUUUAUCCUCUGCAUAAUUCUUCACUUUUAUUUUAAUUAAUAAUUAAUUUCAUUUUCUCUUUUUUUGUUUAAUUUUUUAAUUUCUGUAGUUCGAACAAAAUUAAAAUAAAAAUAAAAAAUGGAGUGCAUAGAGACCAGAGCCCUGAAAUCGAGUUUCCUAUCGCAAAUGGCUAUAAAAACGAAUUCACAGGCGUUCUGCAACGACGACGUUUGGUGUUUCGCCGGAGUCAACACCGUUUCUUCCGACGAGUUCCCCGUUGAAGACCUACUCAACCUCGAUUUCUCCGAAAUGGAGUUUCACGGAUCCCAAUUAGAGGACGACGCCGAAGCAAAAGUAGGUCUAGAGGAGAUUAAUUCGAGCCACUCUCCUUCCGCUUUUUCCGGCGCCGACGAAUUCCCCAGCCUCUCCGCCGCUGAACUCGCCGUUCCGGUCGACGAUUUGGAAAAUCUGGAGUGGUUGUCGCAAUUUGUGGACGACUCUACUUCGGGGCUGAGUUUAUUAUGCCCCGCCGGAAGUUUCACCGGCAACCGGGUUGAAAAGGUGACCAAACCACCGGUCCAGAAGAUCCGGCUCCCGUUCCUCCCGUUUCCGGUUCAGAGGAAACAGAGGAGCAAACGGUCGAGGACGACCGGCCGGCGGCCGUGGUACCUGUCGUCUCCGCCGUUGAGCGCCGGCGUGGAUUCAUCUCCAACGUCCUCUUCCCACGGUUCCUCCGUGGUACCAGUACCAACUUUUUUCUUCACAGCGCCGGUUCAGAAAAAAAAACCGGAGGCGGACGGCGGUUCGGGUUCCGGGCGAAGGUGCACGCACUGUCAAGUUCAGAAGACUCCUCAGUGGCGAACCGGGCCGCUCGGCCCGAAAACGUUGUGCAACGCUUGUGGAGUCCGGUUCAAGUCCGGUCGGCUAUUCCCCGAGUAUAGACCGGCUUGUAGCCCGACGUUUUCACAGGAAGUACAUUCGAACAGUCACCGGAAAGUUGUGGAGAUGCGCCUGAAAAAGGAGGUGGCGCGUGGUGGUUGAAUCCGGUUCGAGUUUCGCGGUUCGAAGUUGUUGAACCGUAGGAUAGGGUUAAUUUACUGUAGCAGUUAAAAUGUGUACGGUUGUCGGAGUUAGGUAGGUUAAGGUUAAACUAUUUUAAGUUUUUCACUUUUUUUUUUCUUUUCAUUUUUGUAGUGUCUAAUUGAGUUACAAAUAUAGUUAAGCAAUCUUGUGGAGUUAUUUAAAGUUUUGAAGCUAUUCUAUAGUAGAAUAGUCUCGUUUGUUG